Molecule: messenger RNA, 405 nt
Organism: Saprolegnia diclina VS20
Lineage: Eukaryota; Oomycota; Saprolegniomycetes; Saprolegniales; Saprolegniaceae
Exons: 2
Coding region: 1-405 (134 amino acids)
Source: RefSeq, a predicted model, not a curated record
AUGAGCUCCGACACGCCUUUCCUCGCGACGAUGGAUCGCGGCUGCGAGCAGUUUGUGUUCCGCGCCUUGGCGCUGCACGGAUGGAUGCGCAUCGGAUACGCCGUCGUCAUGAUGCUCAACCGCUCCUCGGCGUGGCACGCGGCCAUUCCGUGGCUCGUGCGCUUCGUUUUGCCCGCCGACGCCAUCAGCAUCCGGGGCCAGGCGCAAAUCCACGAGUUCAUCAAGAAGCUCGACAAGCCGUGCUUGUUCUGGGCGCGACGGCUCGGGACCUACUCGUCGACGAACGAUUCGGACCGCAUCGACCUCAUGGCCGACCUCUUCCGGCUCGAGGCGUUUGUUGCGUCCCGGGAUCCAUUCCCCGAUGUUUGGCUCAGCUCCAAGCUCUCCGCGGUGCUUGCAUUUUAG